GGCAUCCCAUACUAUUCAAACCAGAAUAAAUCUGAAAGGGGUUUCAGAGUUGUUAUUCGUCACCUGCACCCCUCUACCCCUUGCUCGUGGAUCACCAGCGAGCUGCAGAAGCUCGGCCACCAGACUAAGUUCACAAGGAACAUGACAAAUCCUGCAACUGGUGGUCCGAUGCGGAUGCACGAGAUAGAAAUUGUCUCGGCCAUGGACGGAAGCCACCUUAGGAUCCUCUCCAUUAAACAGCUAGGAGGACAAAAAGUGGAAAUCGAAAGGAAAAACAGGACGAGGGAACCGGUCCAGUGUUUCAGGUGCCAGGGUUUCAGGCAUGCUAGGAACACAUGUAUGAAGCCCCCAAGGUGCAUGAAGUGCGCUGGCCAGCAUUGGUCUAGUGAGUGCACUAAGCCAAGAUCAACCCCCGCCACCUGUUCAAACUGCCAAGGAAACCACAUCAGCGCAUAUAAGGGGUGCCCUGCCUAUAAGGCAGAGAAGCAAAAAUUAGCAGUCAACAGGAUAGAUUUUCACAAAAUUAGGACAAUAAUGGACGCAAAAAGCAAGAAUAACGAACGUCAGCCCCGCCCCCCUUUCAACAAGACCCCCCGACUACCCUAUAGUACCGAAAUUGCCGAAGCCCGAAAGGAAGCCGCCAGGAAGUCUGCAAUGAACCCGUUCCGGCAAAAUGUGAAGGAUAGUAGGCCAAACCUACCGCACCUUUCUUCACAUGAAGUUGCCAUCCAAAAACGCCUAAAUAAAUGGCGCCGGAGUGCAAACAAGGCCUCCACAAAUAGCAGGACCAAUCUCAAGAACGGGCUACGAAAGGAACAAAAAAAUGUAGAAAAAGCUAUGGAGCACAAACAGGGAAAAGACGACAGCCCCCCGACAACGAGCAGAGCUGCUUUGGCAAAUCUGAAGGCAAAGAUAGUUAAGGAGACAACGCCCUCACCACAAAAUAUCAACACUCUUCCAGCAAAUAGCCAACCCGACGACCCAGUCAUUAAACUGGCAAAUAGAGUUGACAAUCUGGAAAAGAAAAUUGAUAUAUUAAUGGCCUUAAUUAUACAAGCAAGAAAUCCGGACGAAUAAACCUUUUGACGACGUAUUCCUGCUGACCCCCACGAUGAAGACGCGAAGGACGCCACCCACUAGGACCAGCAUAGACGAAUCUGGAAGCUGAUGGACAGGAGAAGGAUCAACGCGCAGCAAAAACAUGAUGAAUUUAAGUCGACUCAUUGCAGCAGCGUAUGCACAACGUCACUUAUCUGAAUUGUUUUGCUGCAAUUCCUUUGAAAUGUCCCAAAACAGCAGCUGCAAUCUCUACGAAAGCCAUACUUGACGACAAAAGACGACCCGACUGGGCGUAAUGGACAAACUAACUUCUUGACACUCAUAACACAAAAAACAUACAAUGUUUUGAUGCAGUUUCCUUAUUGGGAUU
This is a messenger RNA of Drosophila santomea, 1429 nucleotides long. RefSeq lists its product as uncharacterized. The transcript is spliced from 2 exons. Lineage: Eukaryota; Metazoa; Arthropoda; Insecta; Diptera; Drosophilidae. The record is from RefSeq and is a predicted model, not a curated record. The coding region runs from base 142 to 1077 and encodes 311 amino acids.